Molecule: messenger RNA, 4667 nt
Organism: Ananas comosus (pineapple)
Lineage: Eukaryota; Viridiplantae; Streptophyta; Magnoliopsida; Poales; Bromeliaceae
Product: SAC3 family protein B-like
Exons: 14
Coding region: 67-4485 (1472 amino acids)
Biological process (GO): mRNA export from nucleus
Cellular component (GO): cytoplasm; nucleus; transcription export complex 2
Source: RefSeq, a predicted model, not a curated record
UUUCACCGUCGAUAUGGAGUGCUCUCCGAGUCCCCACAACCUCGAUUGAGCUCCAAUGCUCCAUUAAUGGCGUUCGAGAGCUUCCGCACUUCUCCGGGCCCCUCGGCCCCGGGGGAUCCUCGGAGGCUCUUAGCCGCGUUCGGGAGCGGCGCCACCGCCGCCUCCUCUUCUUCCCCGGCGACGACGCCCCCGCCGCCCUUUUCCUCUCUCUCCCCGGCGGAUACCUCGAAACCCUCGCCAUCGCCUGAGAGGACAGCUAUAGAUACCCCUAAUUUAGCUAAUCAAGAAAGAAUAAGUCCUGCUACAACUUUUGUUGCUGGACAACAUGUUGAGACGAAGUCAUUAAACUCUUCAAAUCCCUACGUUUACAAGCGGAGUAGGUCACCACCAUCGCCGUACCAUGAUGUUGACUCUCCUGAAAACAAUAAUCAUGUUGGUGAAAAUGGUAGAAGGUUGGUGAGCUAUACAGAUGUGUGGUUAGCAAAUGAUGUUGAAACUUCCAAAAGGAUGAGAUCACCACCCACGACUUUUAAUAGCAAUCAGCUAAUUCCGAAUCUUAAUUUAACUCGUGAAGCUCAGAAGCCUGAUGUAACCCUUCGGAAUUUGGACAAUCAAAAGCAAUCGCCUAUUGGUUCACACUCACUACCUCAUCAGAAAUUCCAUACCUUUGAGCCUUCUUCUGAUACACAUAAUAAAGCAACCCUUUCCCCACCAAAACCAGUUUAUACAAAUGCUGCUAAAAGGGCCCGGUCUCCUCCUCUACUGGUUCCUGAAGCUUUACAGAAGCCACUUGUUCAGCUUGAUUCUGAUAGAGAAGAGUUGGCAAAGGCGAAGCGUCUGGCCCGCUUUAAUGUAGAAUUAAGCAGACCGAUAGAGAAAAUGGGUGAUUUUUCAAAGCAAAAUACUUCGUCAUAUAGACAGAAUCAUGCUUCUUUGGCCGAGCACAAUGCACUGGAGCCAGCUGAAGAAGCAAAUAGAAGCAGUGUAUCAGACAUCGAAGUCUCAGAAUCAUCUCCAGUUGUGGUUGGGCUUUGUCCAGAUAUGUGUCCAGAAUCUGAGAGGGAGGAGCGUGAAAGGAAAGGAGAUCUUGAUAGAUAUGAGCGACUGGAUGGAGAGAGAAACCAAACUACCAAAUACCUUGCCGUUAAAAAGUAUACUAGGACAGCUGAGCGAGAAACUAGUUUGAUAAGGCCACUCCCUGUGUUGCAAAUUACGGUCGAUUAUCUUCUCAAUUUGCUGGAUCAACCUUAUGACGACAGUUUCCUGAGUAUAUACAACUUCUUGUGGGAUAGAAUGAGAGCAGUGAGAUUGGACCUCAGGAUGCAACACAUCUUCAAUCAAGAAGCUAUAACAAUGCUGGAGCAAAUGAUAAGACUUCAUAUAAUUGCUAUGCAUGAGUUAUGUGAAUACAACAAAGGAGAGGGCUUUUCAGAGGGGUUUGAUGCUCACCUCAACAUUGAGCAGAUGAAUAAAACAUCAGUUGAGCUGUUUCAAAUGUACACUGAUCAUAGGAAGAAGGGAAUAGUUGUGCCAACCGAAAAGGAGUUCCGAGGUUAUUACGCGCUUCUCAAGUUGGACAGGCACCCUGGUUACAAGGUUGAACCUGGUGAACUCUCGCUUGAUCUCACUAAAAUGUCUCCGGAGAUAAGAAACAGCCCAGAAAUUUCAUUUGCAAGGGAGGUGUCAAGAGCAUGUAGAUUUGGCAACUACAUCGCCUUCUUUCGCCUUGCAAGGAAAGCAACUUAUCUGCAGGCAUGCUUGAUGCAUGCUCAUUUCACAAAAGUAAGAACACAAGCACUUGCUUCUCUUCACAGUAGUCUUCAGAAUAAUCAAGGGAUCCCGAUAACUCAUGUUGUUAACUGGCUCGGUAUGGAGGGAGAAGACUUAGAGUGUCUCUUAGAGUAUCACGGAUUUGCAUUAAAGAAAUAUGAAGAACUUUAUAUGGUAAAAGAGGGCCCCUUUCUCAAUCAAGAUGCCGACUUCCCAACCAAGUGUUCUCAACUUGUGCAGCUUAAGAAGUCGCAAAGAAUUAUCGGCGACGUUUAUUCUGGUCCUACUAUGUCAGCUCUCACUGGCGAGAGGGUUAUUCACUCGGAUAUGACGUUAGAAGUAGCUGAUGAGAAAGGAGUUGCUUCGGAAGCAGAAGUGAUGAAUGAUUUGAUUGAUGAGCCAAUGGUCGAUAAUCAAGCAUAUAAUCAAGUACAUCCCAAAUCUCGCACUCUUCCUCAAGCACAAGAACUGCUUGAAGAAGAGAUUCCACUAGCACGUGUGAGCACUGAAGAAGUUGGCACAGUCAAAGAAGUCACUUUUCCACUUCCGGUUUCAAGCAGUGUAUCUAAAGAGAGCUCCAUAAGUAGCUAUCCACAGCAAAAUGCCGACGAUGAAGUCAUUGAGGCGUCUACAGACACUUCAAUGGAUCAAAUGAUAUUGAUGAAUACGGAAGUAAAUUUAGUUGAGGCUGGAGUGCCUGGAAUUCAAAACUCUAACUGCAAUCUUGAGAAUACAAAUGAUCAGAUGGAUAUUGGUGAAAAUCUCAGCAAGGAAGCACCAGCGCUUGUAGUCCAUCAGGAAAAUGUUGCUAGGCAAAAGCUGAAGCUAAUCUUAAGGAGAUGGAUGCGACGAGCUGUGCAGAAGAGGUUAAGGCGGGAGGAAAAUAAGAUUCUUGCUAUUGCAGCAUUGAAUUCUCUCACAGUGGGACCGCCACUGCGUCCUCUGGGAGCAGCUCCAAAACAUGCUUGCGAAGUGCUCAACAUCGACAAGGCUCUGAAAGAGAGAUACCUUAAACAAGAAAAGUCAUUGUCGAGGCUGAACAUUUCAGAAUUGGUUGCACCGAUUUUAAGUGAGAGAACUCCCGGUAUGAAAUGCUUUUGCUGGAAGCUGCUUAUCCUCAUCCCACCAUCACAAAGUCGAAUUGUUAAAUCGGCUUUUGGAUGGUGUCUCUCAAAGCUCAUGGGUCAUGGUAGAGAAGACAACGAACGGCUCGUUUCCUUGCCCCACUUGUCGAUAUGGAAGAAAUGGUUAGGCUGUCAGAAGAAUUCGCCCGAAAUCUGCUGUUUAUCUGUUGUUAGAGGGCUCGACAGUGAACAGGAAGUUUUUGAAAAUGAUAGCAUCGAUGGUACAAGCAGCUUAAUAUAUCUGAUAUCGGAAUGCAUUCCAUGGGACUUUCAGAGGAAUCAACUCCACAAACUUGUAAGGUCUAUACCAUCUGGAUCAAAGCUGCCUCUUUUAAUCGCUAGUUUUGAUACUUACGGAGAAGAGAAAGAUCUAGUUUCACAAACAGUAUACGACAGGCUCAGCCUAAUCAGCGUGGACAAAUCAAAGAUAAGCUCAUUGUCAAUUGUUUUUCUAGCUGGUAAUAUCCCCAAAGGCUUCUUCGACGACGAUGAAUUGAGAAGUGGUCUGAAAUGGCUGGCGUAUCAUUCACCUCUUCAACCAGCUCUCAGUCUCGUGGAUACUCGUGAAUUGGUCAUGAGCUACCUGAGGUUUCCACUUAACAUCCUCGAGAAUUCCGACGCUUCUCAAGUGGGCCCCGACCAAUGUAUCUCGGCUUUCAAUGACGCCCUCAACAGGCUGAUAGGGCAAGUUCAUUUUGCUGCAUCCGUGAAUUCAAAUGGAUGGCCGUGUCCUGAGAUUGAUCUUCUUGAGAAGUCGACUAGUGAACGGAAGGUUGUGGAGACAUUCUUACCAAGCAUAGGCUGGAGCUCGCCUUCAAGAAUCGAGUCGCUAGCCAAAGCAAUAGUUUGCUGCAAACUCCCCGAAUUUCAUUACGACCUCUCUUGGCUGAGCCAUGGCUCUCACAUGGGCAAGCAGAUUCUGAAUCAGAAGUCGGCCCUUGAGGAGUGCUUGGUCAACUAUUUGACUCGAACAAGUCAAUUGUUGAAUGCUCAACUAGCCACAAGUGAGGCGAGGGUAAUGGUUCAGACAGGUGUCGGCCUUGAGCUCCGUGGUUCGUCUUACUACAUAGUUCCGAGAUGGGUCGACAUUUUCCGACGGAUAUUUAACUGGAGCAUGACAAGGUUGGUCUCCAGAGAGUGCUCGCUUGCUUACAUAUUGGAGGAGCAUCUCAAUAAGGUUUCGACAGAGAUUGAUGCUAUCACAUCGUGGGAGAUCAAGACUAGCAGUUUCGAGAGCCAUCGGCGGUUGAAUCCGGUUCGCUUUGAUGAGCUUGUUGAAGCUUGUUGUAGUCUUCCCACUGUGGAGAAGCCUGUUUCCGUGCCGAGGGCCGAAUGUUUUCCUUCUCGCGGGGUUGUUCAUGAAGAAAGCAACAAUGCUUCUAAAGGCAUUGUUCAUGGCGAGGUAAACACUGAGAGGCAUGGAAACAUUAGCUCUGAUGAUAGUGGAUCCCUUUUUGGCACGAGAGAGAAAGAGUCAGUAGUCGCGUCAUUGUUUAAGAAUAGUAACUAUUUAGACAGUUUUAAUAGGUUAUUUGAGAGGUGUAAGCAAGUGCAGGACACGAUCGAUAAGAAGCUCGCUUUUUAUUUAUAGAUCCUUUGUGUAUUAUCUCAGUGAGUAGUUUUGGUCAUGUCCAGGCAUUAUUCGAGGGGUUUAGGUUCCUUUUUUUGUGUGUGUGUGUGAAUUUGCACCUGAGAAAUGCCAUGGACAAGUCAAAUUGUAACGUAUUUUUUCGUUGUGGAAAUUUAAUUGAAUAAUCGUUGUUUGUUUUGUCA